This is a messenger RNA of Sporothrix brasiliensis 5110, 507 nucleotides long. Its product is annotated as protein kinase domain-containing protein. Lineage: Eukaryota; Fungi; Ascomycota; Sordariomycetes; Ophiostomatales; Ophiostomataceae. The transcript has 2 exons. Gene Ontology annotation, molecular function: ATP binding; protein kinase activity. The record is from RefSeq and is a predicted model, not a curated record. Bases 1 to 507 code for a protein of 168 amino acids. Gene Ontology annotation, biological process: protein phosphorylation.
AUGAAGCCGAAAGUCGGCCCUUUGUUGCUGUCGGACUUUGGUGAGGCCCGGCUCGGCCCCGGGCCCCAUGCCGGCGAUAUCAUGCCCAUCAUGUACCGGGCUCCGGAGACGCUACUACAUAUUCAGUGGAGCUAUCCGGUUGAUAUCUGGAGCGUUGGACUUACGGCAUGGGAUCUCUUAGAAGGACGGACACUCUUCAGCGCCCGCAAAGACGACGGCAGUUUUUCGGACGGCGCCCACCUGGCUGAGCUCAUUGCCGCUCUCGGCCCGCCACCACAGCAGCUGCUGGAUCGGCACCGAGCACGUGCAUUAGAGUAUUGGGACGAACACGGAAACUGGGGCGAGUUUGUACCAAUCCCCACAGAGAAAACGCUUGAAGCAGCAGAGACCAAGCUCGGUGACAACAAGACUUUAUUUUUGCACUUCAUUCGGCGCGCCUUGACUUGGGAUCCGCGCGCUCGUCCGACGGCACGAGAACUACUGUCCGAUCCAUGGUUAGCUAGUUAG